Messenger RNA from Oppia nitens, 1538 nucleotides. Its product is annotated as F-box only protein 22-like. Gene Ontology annotation, biological process: positive regulation of proteasomal ubiquitin-dependent protein catabolic process; protein polyubiquitination. The transcript has 2 exons. NCBI's taxonomy places the organism in Eukaryota, Metazoa, Arthropoda, Arachnida, Sarcoptiformes, Oppiidae. The record is from RefSeq and is a predicted model, not a curated record. Bases 143 to 1462 code for a protein of 439 amino acids.
UUUCAUUGUUUUUGUUAUCAAUUAUUAAAAUCACUGAAAUGUCACACAAAUAGCUAAUCAAAUCAAAUAUAAUAAUUAGUUUAAUAAUAAACAGUUAAAUAUCAUUGAAAAUCAAUAAAACAAUUAAUUAUUGGACACAAAAAUGCAAAGUCUAUCGGAUCAGGUGUUUGGCAAUGAAUUGAUUUUGUCGAAGAUAUUGUCGUAUCUGUCGCUGAAAGAGUUGGCAAAGAGUUGUUUCGGUGUGAAUACUGUGUGGAACAGUAUCUGUCAUAAAGUGAUCGAAAGUCGGACACAAUUGGAUCACUUCUUCGAGUUGUAUCGCAUCUCAAGACAUCACAUGUCUUCGAGUCAGUCGCGCAAUCGGGAGACACAUUUGGCCGAAGAUAAACACUUGGAGUUUGUCAACGAAUGUUUUGAUGACAUCGAAACCAAACUGAAGACUCAUUUGAGGUCACAGUUGAAUAUUUGGCCGCAAAUAGUGGUGACGUUUUUCGGCAAUUUUUGUCAACACUCGCGACGGCCCGAAAAGUUGAUGCAAUACAGCAAUGGAUUUCGCAGAUAUUUGCCACCGGAAACACAAUUCUUGAAUAUCGUAUCUCUUGCCGGUGUUAUUGGAUCAGUCAUUCAUAAGAGACCAGCUAUUUGUCAAACAACAGCUGGCGCUGGAAAUACCAGUGCCACUGCUUCGACAUCAGCGGCCACUGAGCCGUCAAUAGAGCCAAUUGAAACACAGGCACACGUCGGCAAUUGUGCCGGUAUUUCAUUGUUAAUAUUUCCGAAAUACCCGAACGUCGAAAUCGAUAUCUUUGACGAAAGAAAUUUGAUUGCUUUGGAAAAACUGAACGAUCGAACAGACCUCAAGUGUCUGAUAGUAUUGGCGACCACUUAUGCCGACUCCGAGAGCAAAAAUAUUAGAGAAUUCAAGUGUAUAAACACUCUGAAUGAAAAAUAUAACAAUAAACUAGCUAUUGGUGGCAUUGUUGUCGAUGAUAUCAAUUACUACAUGAAUAAUGUCAAUACAACACGACGUAAGACAAGAAGUUUUUAUGGUUUAGCCUUCAGUGGCGUUAAUGUGCGCGCCUGUAGUCUGUUGUUAAAGACUGUUACACCCGAAGCAACUGAAAAGAAAUUUCGAGAAUUUCGCAAAAAUCUUAACUUUGAUCCUAAUUUAAAAACAUGCGAAACAAUUGGCUUUUUAUUUGUUUGUACCGGAAGGGGUCUAAACAUUGAUACUUAUCCGACAUCCAAUGUUGAGGCAUCCAUUUUCCGGAAAGUUUUUCCUGAAGUCAAACUUAUCGGUGGUUUUGGUCAGGGAGAGUACGGACAAAAUUAUUGGCCAUCGCUGACCACUGAUAAGCGCACACAACUAAUGAGAGAACUUCAGGACGACAUCGCCAUUGAACACGAAAUGUGGCACUUCUACACCUCUGUCCUUGUUUUGGUUAAUUUACCGAAAAAAUAAUUUCACUUACGGUAAGAGUUACCACUUAUUUUGUUUUUUCUUAAUUUUGUAUUUAUCAACACAAAUUGUUAUUAAU